Lactuca saligna is the source of this 306-nucleotide messenger RNA. The record is from the annotation of a GenBank genome assembly. NCBI's taxonomy places the organism in Eukaryota, Viridiplantae, Streptophyta, Magnoliopsida, Asterales, Asteraceae.
AUGCCUAAAUUUUCUGGGAUCAAUAUGUUCUUAAUUGUGGCAAUUCUUAUGGUGAAAGUGCAUGUGGGUACAGCGGUAGACUGCGACAUCAUGAAACUACUACCUUGCUAUCCAUUUAUUAAAGAUCCAACGUUACCAGCACCAUCUCCAGAUUCAGAUUGUUGCAACAAUCUCCGCAUGGAAGAACCUUGCCUAUGUGACUUUGCGAAGAAUCCAGUCUUUGGUUCGUAUCUUAACAAUCCUAGUGUUAAAAAAGUGGCAGAUGCUUGUAGUGUUGCCAUCCCCGACCCCAAAACUUGUCAUUAA